AUGAAGGUAGCCUAUCCCCAAACAACCACCGGAAACUGCAAGACCAUUGGCGAGAUGGGGAUGCUGCAGACUAUCCUGGAUGAAUCCUCUAGCGCGUCCGUCGAGCCAGCAAAUCGCCAGGCUUAUCGUCUAGCGCGAGCGACCACAGCGAAGCCGGCGAUUCGAUCGAUGGUGGUUGUGGCUGUGAAUGCUGACGGCCUCUUAGACCAGAGAAAAUCUGGCUGCCACUGUCACACCACGGGUGAGGACGUGCCUUACUACUACCCACCUGGGCAGGGGAAGAGGUACAACUGGCAGAAAUCAGACAUCUACACCGUAAGUCGCUGCAGCAGAAAGAAUGGUCGAGGUCCCAGCGCACUUGACUCGACCUAUCCACUGGCUGAUCUCCCCACGCGAGACAACUCUGGCAAAGACCCGAUAGAGACAGGUACGACUUUGGACUGGCUUAAGACGGUUAUACGCGAUAUAGUUCAGCCCGGAGGAGGGGGUGUCCCUCCAUCCACGGAAGAGAUUGGACUGCGCUCUGAAACAAGAGGCGGAUGA
Aspergillus niger is the source of this 543-nucleotide messenger RNA. RefSeq lists its product as hypothetical. The coding region runs from base 1 to 543 and encodes 180 amino acids. The transcript has 6 exons. The record is from RefSeq and is a predicted model, not a curated record. NCBI's taxonomy places the organism in Eukaryota, Fungi, Ascomycota, Eurotiomycetes, Eurotiales, Aspergillaceae.